Dioscorea cayenensis subsp. rotundata (Guinea yam) is the source of this 1382-nucleotide messenger RNA. Its product is annotated as CD2 antigen cytoplasmic tail-binding protein 2. The record is from RefSeq and is a predicted model, not a curated record. Gene Ontology annotation, cellular component: U5 snRNP. Lineage: Eukaryota; Viridiplantae; Streptophyta; Magnoliopsida; Dioscoreales; Dioscoreaceae.
GCGAUUCUGAGAAACACGAAGAAGCUCCACCGCCUCACCGCAAAGAGGAGCUCGGAGAACGUUGGAGAGAACGGUGGCCAUGGCGGAGAGCUCCAAGAGUUCUCAUCGGAAGCGCUCUCUCGAUGACCUCGACGAUGUUGAUCUCGAGCCCGCGCCCUUGGAGAAGAAGGCUAGGUUUCCCAAGGGGAGGAAGACGAAGAGGGGUGAUGAUUUCUCGGAGUUGGAGCAGGACGAGCUUGCCACUAGUCGUCGCGCGCAGCAGGCAGCCAAGGAGCGUGCUCAACGGCGGAACCAGAAAAGGGAGCAGGAUCUCCUCCUCCGGGAUAGCGAUCCGGCUGAUAUCUUCGGGGCCGAAGUUGAUUAUGAGGAAAACACAAAUUUUGUUGAUGAUGGCAUUCAGAUAGAACCGUUCAAUCUAAAACAGGAAAGGGAGGAAGGAUAUUUUGAUGCUAAUGGGAAUUUUGUUGAAUAUGCAACUCAAAAUCAAAUAAAGGAUGCAUGGUUGGACAAUCUCGAAGUUGAUGCAAGAUUUGUAGAGAAAAGCCAAGCAAAAAAGAUGCCAGAAGAGGAUUACCAAGACAUUACCUCAGAAGAGAUAGGAAGGAUAAAGAGGAACAUUGCUAAUGUACUUGAACCUGGAGAAACGAUUAUACAAGCUUUAAAAAGAUUAAAAGGCACUUCAAGUGACAAACGGGGUAAGAUGUCUGAAGCCACUAAACAAAUGUUUGAUCAACUCACUGAAGAUGCUAUGAAACUCAUGGAGAAUGGUGAAUACAAUGUUUACCAUGAGGAACGUGAGACCUUUGAGAGAGAGGCAGAGGGAUAUGAACGGUUAGUUCGUGCCAAGGAGGCUUCACCUAAAAGCAGUGAGAAUUUUGAUAUGUUUGGGGAGGAUGAUGAAGAAAAUGAUGUGAAUGCGCAGCUUGAUGCUAGUGUUGUGGAUUCUGGUUCAGGUUCUGAACAACUGCCUAAAUUGACAUCAGAAAAUUCAGACCCAUCUCAAGAGCUACAUUCUGGAAAUGUUAAAGGGGGGAAUUCAGAUUAUGUAUAUGAUCCAGCAUCUGGUUAUUAUUAUAGCAAUACCUUGGGAUAUUAUUAUGAUCCAGCUUCUUGUUUGUAUUGUUCUGCAACAACAGGGAAAUGGUACUCAUUUGAUGAACAGAGUGGUGAAUAUAUUGAGUGCCAAAGUAAUGAUGUGUCCACUGAAACUGAAGUUGCCCAGUGCUGACAUUUGCAUUCCUGUUUUCUCUCUUUCUUUAGCCUCUUGAAUUUGUCUGAUGUAUGUUCAUUAUAUAAGUCUCUUCGCCAACAAAGGUGCUAGAAUAGUUUAUAAACUUUAAAUGUUAUGAAUAUUAAUGUUUUUAAGAUGUGUGUUUUAUAUA